GUUCUAACGCAUAUACUCCAAUUAGCCAGAGAUGAUAUCGAAGACGCAACAGUUACGACUUCAUUUGCUCGUAGCUGGUGCAUUUAGAGUGGGUGGCUGACGUGAUUAUCCAUUUCAGUAACUGCUUGUAGUUUCGUUUGCAAACACCUAUCAUUAGUACACGUAUAGCUUGGAGAGUGAUGCUUGAAAUCGUCAUUGGUUUGAAAAUGGCACCGCUGAUGGAAACUGAAUCAACUAUAGGUCCUAGAGUAUGUAUUACCGCGCCAUUCGUCUAGCUAGUAGCGCUUUGCAAACUCUACAAACACAAUCCCAGAGUGUAAGCAGAAGCCUCAAACCCCAGCCACAGUUCCAGCGUAUAGCUGUUAUCUCCCAACGAUUUGCCUCCUCCAAGAUAAUCGAAGCAAUUAAGGAAGACCACCGUCAGCUUGAAUAUUACCAUGACCGUAUUCUGAAUGGGAAAAACGAUGACGAGAAGAUCCGCUAUCAGAACGCUUUCGUUUGGGAGCUCACCCGCCAUUCCAUUGGUGAGGAGCUUGUUGUUUACCCGGCCUUAGAGAAACGACUGCCUUAUGGUAAAGAUAUGGCGGAUAAGGACCGUGAAGAGCAUCAGACUGUCAAGAAUCUUCUCUACGAAUUUCAGAAGCUUAAGCCUAGUGACUCCAAUUUCCAGCCCACCUUGGAUAAGUUGAUGAAGAACUUGAAGCAGCAUAUCGAGGAAGAAGAGCAUUCCGAUCUGGUUGAGCUUGAGGAAGCACUCGAUAAUACCGAGUCGAGCGAGCUAAGCAGCAAGUUCGAGAGGACCAAGUAUUUGACACCAACUCGCAGUCAUCCUAACGCACCUAACAAGCCGCCGUUCGAGACCGUUGUUGGCUUGAUGUCAGCCCCGCUUGACAGGAUUGGCGACCUUUUGAGACGCUGGCCAAAUGAUGCUUCGCAUCAAAGCAAGGGCGAUCAGAUUGAGGAUCCGAACAAAGGUUUCCCGGCUGGUUUCCAGGUCUCAGACUUGACCUCCAACGCUACGGCAAAAGCCAAAGAAGGUGCGGAGACUAUCUCCUCAAAGGUAGGAGAUAUUGCAAACAAGGUACGAGAGAUGAGAGACAUCUCGAAGAAGGUGGGAAAUAAGUCUAGUCCUAAAGUGGGAGAUUUUGCGAGCAAAACAGGAGACGCUGUGAAGAAUGUCUUUGCUGGUCCCGGCGAAGCUACAACUGGUGCAGGCAAGAAGCAGGGUAAGGAUAAGCGAGGUCACCCAGCUGCCGGCGGCCCUCCCAUGUGAUAUGGCGGCACUGCUGUCAUAUGUCAAGUUAUGAAAGCAACGGACUUCUGUGAUUACAUUCACAGAGGAUGUGCAAUAUUCAAAAGCGCUGGAUUGUAACUGAAAUUUGUUCGACAUAUGUCUGGCCAUGCAGCUUCUCCAGGCUACUCGAAACCUACAGGAAGCGCAGGUGGUCGUGUCUAAAUUUGAAUGACAUGAUGAUAUCUCACUCGGGCUUCUUUUUGCAGUAUACUACCGCGGACACAUUCGGUCGCAACCUCGAACUUAUUAUUCGCAGACCUCCAAUAUGUCGUUAUGUAAAAUAAGGGACUGGCACUAGAAUCUGCUAAGUACCAUGAAGCUAUCAAGAGUAUAUCGAAUAAUUUAGUAUGAGUCAAGUCAGAUCAAAGUAUAUAGUUAGGCUAAUGAUUGUAAAGAGUGUAAGUGACAUUUGUUUAGUUUGCUUGUGCGACAUUCAACUGAACGCAGAGACCGGAGGCAGAAUAUGGU
Truncatella angustata is the source of this 1762-nucleotide messenger RNA. RefSeq lists its product as uncharacterized. Bases 251 to 1273 code for a protein of 340 amino acids. The record is from RefSeq and is a predicted model, not a curated record. NCBI's taxonomy places the organism in Eukaryota, Fungi, Ascomycota, Sordariomycetes, Amphisphaeriales, Sporocadaceae. The transcript has 3 exons.